Messenger RNA from Lotus japonicus, 825 nucleotides. RefSeq lists its product as uncharacterized. Gene Ontology annotation, molecular function: zinc ion binding; nucleic acid binding. The coding region runs from base 1 to 825 and encodes 274 amino acids. Lineage: Eukaryota; Viridiplantae; Streptophyta; Magnoliopsida; Fabales; Fabaceae. The record is from RefSeq and is a predicted model, not a curated record. The transcript is spliced from 3 exons.
AUGGGUACUAAUGGUGAUAGCUUCAUUGUAGACUUGAGGGCACAGUCUUGCACUUGUAAUCUGUGGGAGUUGGUAGGAAUUCCAUGCAGGCAUGCUGUUGCAUGCAUAUCAUACAAUUGUCUAAACCCACAGUCCUUUGUGCAUGAUUACUACAAGAGAGCAGCUUAUGAAGCAACCUAUGGUCAUGAGAUCAGUCCUAUUAAUGGCCAGACAAUGUGGGAACCUACCAAUGACCCUGACAUACUACCACCACUGUUUAAAAGGAGGCCUGGAAGACCUAAGAAACUGAGAAGAAGGGACCCUUAUGAAGAUACAGAGCAGGCACAUCUAAACAGAGGAGUUGCAAGGCACAGGUGCAGUAGAUGUGGGCAGCAUGGACAUAAUACAAGGAGAUGCACACUUCCCCCACCUGUAAAUGAAGAAGGAGAAAAUUCUCAAGCACAAAAUGAAAGUCAGGUCAUUAAUGAAACUCAAACACAAACUGAAACCCAAGCACAAAAUCAAGUUCCCACAGAUGGAGGAACCUCUCAAGCUGGGCCUUCUCAGCCUGGGCCAUCUCAGGUUGCUAGACCACCUCAAGUUCGUAGGUGCAGCAGAUGUAAGCAAGUUGGACACAAUUCAAGGAGAUGCAGUCUUCCUGUCAUAACUCAAACUGCUACUUCUCAAGCCGUUCAUGAUGGAGCCUCUCAAGCUGUGCAAUCUCAGGUUGAAGAUGGAGCAAGAACUCAGGAAGAAGGUGUGGCGAAUCUGCCAGGAUCUGGAGCUGCAUCUCAGGUUCAUGGUGGGGAAGAUCUGGCAGCUGCAUCUGCAUCUCAAGCUGUAUGA